UUGGCGAUUUGGCGUACUUCCAGUUGUUUAUUUUGAAAGAAGCUGGGCUGUGUAGUAAGUGAAGUUAUUGAACAUUUAUAAGGCAUGACACAUUGUUGGGAUGGCAAAUAACUAUCGCAAAUUUCUAAAGCUAUUAGAAAGCUGGCCUGUGGACCCAUCUAAAACUGAGCGUGACAUUGGAUUUCAUCUUAGAGAAAGAGUAAAAAAGGCAUUUACUGCUGGAGAAUUAUUUCAAGGAGAUGAAGAAAAGUGUGCCAGAGAGCACGCAAGCUUGAAAAGACUAGCUGAUAAUGUAUAUGGGAAGUUAUACAAACGAACAAUUUCAUCUUCUGCCACUGGAUUGACUGCAGAACAGUGCAACUCUGUGUUGUCAAGUGAAUUUCUUGACUUGUUACAAAAAGAAAAUCGUAGUAUCUUCUCAAGACUAUUUAGGGGAAAGUGA
Molecule: messenger RNA, 442 nt
Organism: Schistocerca serialis cubense
Lineage: Eukaryota; Metazoa; Arthropoda; Insecta; Orthoptera; Acrididae
Product: ubiquinol-cytochrome-c reductase complex assembly factor 2
Exons: 2
Coding region: 101-442 (113 amino acids)
Biological process (GO): mitochondrial respiratory chain complex III assembly
Cellular component (GO): mitochondrial matrix
Source: RefSeq, a predicted model, not a curated record